Molecule: messenger RNA, 1177 nt
Organism: Eremomyces bilateralis CBS 781.70
Lineage: Eukaryota; Fungi; Ascomycota; Dothideomycetes; Eremomycetales; Eremomycetaceae
Product: acyl-CoA N-acyltransferase
Exons: 3
Coding region: 327-1037 (236 amino acids)
Molecular function (GO): acyltransferase activity, transferring groups other than amino-acyl groups
Source: RefSeq, a predicted model, not a curated record
CCUUAUCAAUAAGCUCAAGGGGCUGAACUGGCUCUGACUGAAUUAUUGAGCUGAGCCUUUCUUCGCUUCCCGAAACUGUGGGUGAGGACUCUCGCUCUAUUACUCACCUGCUGAAUGAAGCCUAGGCAUUCCUUUUUGCUUAUGUACCGAUUACCAGACUGGCGGAUCAAUGCAACAUGACCAGUGGAUGGAAUGGUUCAAUAAUAAUCAGUCAGCACAGCUGUAUCAUGCAGUACUUCGACUUGGUCUUGAUAUUGGGAUAAAACGUACAGGCCUGGUAAUAUCAAAGGGGUAAAUUUCUCCUCGUAAUCUCUAUUCUUUUGAAAAUGCGCAUCCGCCCUCUCGAACCGAAAGAUAUUUCCGAAGUCGCCGACCUUCAGGUCGCGGCGUUUCUACACGACGAAUUAUUCACCUGGUUCGACCCCGAGUUAGAAAAACAUCCCGAAGAGCUGCGACGAGUGAGAUUGGCUCGCACUAGGAAUCGCAUGGAAGAAGUGGGCUGUCACGGAUUCGUGCUUGAAAUUGAUUCUGAAGACGGAUGUGCCGUAGAUGGGAAGCGCAUCGCUGGGAUGACAAUGUGGCAGCGAGAAGGGAAUGAUGAGCUUGCAAGGAGGUGGCAGCAUGACACGCUAUCAAAGAGGCUGAAUCGACUGCUGUUGUGGAUGGAAGGCACAUAUGAGAAAUACGUCGUCUUUUCGCACACGAACAAGGAGCGGCUUGCGCAUUUCUUCCAAGUCGCGCACGAUGAAUUCGACCCGAUACUUGCUACCCUCCCGUCCCGAUGGCAUCUAAGUGCCCUCGCGGUGCACCCGGCAUUUCAUCGUCGCGGAAUAGGGAGCCAACUGUUAGAGCAUGGCCUACAAUUUGCGGAUGAGGAGAGGGUCCCAGUAACGCUCAAUGCAAGCGUGGCGGGGCGUCCUUUGUACGAAAAGAGCGGAUUUGAGGUCGUGAAAACGUGCUUGAUCGCCGAAUCACCAGAACUCUUGGGAGUGUUGAUGGUGAGAUCGAUGGCCAAGACCAGUCACGAGAAUGAAUAGGAUUCUUUCAGGAGUAGGUCUUGGUGAUAGUCUGAUUGUAAUUCGAUAUAAAGAGAAGCUCUAUGCCACCGUGAUAGGGCCAACAGGCAGCGCAAUUCUCUCGAUUAUCUAGUCCGAAGCACGAUUGCCGCUCAAUUUGC